Molecule: messenger RNA, 2052 nt
Organism: Salmo salar (Atlantic salmon)
Lineage: Eukaryota; Metazoa; Chordata; Actinopteri; Salmoniformes; Salmonidae
Gene: cplx4c
Product: complexin 4c
Biological process (GO): synaptic vesicle exocytosis; regulation of neurotransmitter secretion; neurotransmitter transport
Cellular component (GO): SNARE complex; terminal bouton
Molecular function (GO): syntaxin binding
Source: RefSeq, a predicted model, not a curated record
UCCCUUCACCUUGACAGACAACAGCUUAUGGUGACACCAGGGAAAGUUAUACUCUACAGAACACAUCAUCCCAGCUCUUCUUAAACUCUUCAAAUAAAAAAAACUAUUUGCACUGAGCAGGUCAACAUUGUGGAAUUAUUCUCUUAAAACUUGAUUUAGCUACUCUUUCACUCUACAUUUGAGGCAGUUGUGGGCCUCUUUCUAACAACCUGCUACCCUCCCCUUCCCCUGUAGUGCUCCACUGUAGUUCUGUAGCUCAUCGGUUGGUCCAGGAUGUCGUUCAUGAUGAAGGCCAUGUUGGGGAGUAAGUUGAAGGAUAUGACGGGAGGAGGAGGAGAGGCUGAGGUGCCAGCAGGCGAUGUGAAGGAGACCCCUGAGUCUAAAGGAAUGUCCAGAGAAGAGUUUGAGGAGUACCAGCGACAGCUCAUAGAGGAGAAGAUGGAGCGGGACAAGGAGUUUGCCACAAAGAAGGCGGAGAGGGCCAACCUGAGGUCCUGCCUGAGGGACAAGUACCGCCUACCUGAGAGUGGCCAGGACGAAGCCAUGGUGAAGAUGGCGGGAGAUGACCUGGAUCUCCCUGAGGACCUAGCCAAGAUGGUGGACGAGGAUGAGGAGGAAGAGGCGGUGAACGACUCACUACUAGGACAGCUACAUCAACUGCAGAACAUGGACAUGGACCAGCUGAAGACCAAAGCCCAGACCACCAUGACAGAGAUACAACAGGUGGCUGAGGAGAAGUGUGUCAUCAUGUGAAGAGUGAUCAUCAGACUUCUACCCAUUGAUCUUUCUUCAGCAAUUAAGCAGUCCAUCGUGUGAACUUCUACAUCAAGUGGGAUUUACCCAACAAGCACCAAGCCUACGUCUUUGUUAUAAUUAUACAAUAUUGUAUGUUAAUCUUCACAGAACCACCUAAUCUUUCUGUUAUUCAGAUGCCUCAGAAAAUAUGAAUUGCUGAGGCGCUGUGAAAUCAUACUGUAUAUUGUUGCUAAUGAUGAUCACCUCCUCUCUGUUCAACUUCCACACAGAAACAGAAUUAAUAGAAUAGACAAAGCCCCUCAGUCCACAGGUAUUUGACUGGUACACUCAAUAUGGCCGCCGGUCCACCCAUCACAAAAUGUUGACUUCAAUGGGAAUAACCUGUUGAAACAGAGUCCAGACUGAGUAUUUUAACUUUCACAAUAAUAAUUUGAUAUUAAACUGAUUAUGGCAGUAGGCCGAGAAUGGAAAAAGACAUGUAAACACCUUACUCUGCUUAUGUUAAUUGGCGUGAGGUCAAAAUCAAAGGAAACAUACAUCGAUUACAACACCUGGUUUUCUGAGCAUUCUUUCAAAUUGUUAGGACACGUAAACAGCUUAAUCGGCAUUCCAGUAGCAUUGCAGCUGUGUAUUUGAUCUGCUCAUGCACCGGUAACGCAAGCUUCCCUCUUAUGCCCGAGUUAAGUGAGUUUCUGAAAGUCUGCAUCUCAGAAGUAGUUUACACAUGAAAACUUUAUAUGUACAAACUCAGAAUCAAAUAGGCUUCGAAAAAAUUACAUGGUCACUGGGGUAGAACGUUUAUUUUGAUUCACGAUUUUCUGCAUUAAUAAAAGUCUCAAAAGUAAACAGGAUUAUUAGGGAAAUCGUUUAUCCUCUACGGGAUUGGUGUCCUGCGGGACGGUUGAGCUAACGUAGGCUAAUAAGAUUAGCAUGAGGUUGUAAGUAACAAAAAAAAUCCCAGGACAUAGACAUAUCUGAUAUGGGCAGAAAGCUUAAAUUCUUGUUAAUCUAAAUGCACUGUCCAAUUAACAGUAGCUAUUACAGUGAAAGAAUACCAUACUAUUGUUUGAGGAGAGUGCACAAUUAUGAACUUGAAAAAAUAUUAAUAAACGAAUUAUGCACAUUUGGGCAGUCUUGAUACAUUUUGAACAGAUAUGCAAUGGUUCAUUGGAUCAGUCUAAAACGUUGCAUGUACACUGCUGCCAUCUAGUGGACAAAAUCUAAAUUGUGCCUGGGCUGGAAUAAUACAAUAUGGCCUUUCUCUUGCAUUUCAAAGUUGAUGGUACAAAAUAAAUA